AUGUCUACCGAGGGCAGGUCUGUCGACGAAAUUGUGAAGAAGAUGUAUGAUGGGGCUCUUGAAUCAGUUUCACAGCUUGAGCACCGGAUGGAAACCAUCGCAGAAAGACCGCCACUUGCUAUCCGGCCUGGAGUUUUCCUGCAUAAUAUGGACGCUAAGAACGCGAUAGAAACUACUUUAGAUUCAGUGCAAGCCAAGAAGGCUCGUUGCCAGAAGUUCCUAUGGAGGAAAAAGAAGAAGGAGGAAAAGGAGAAGCCUCCAAGUGUAAAAGACUUUCUGCGGGUCAAUCUUGUUGACCCUGAUGACCCUGACAAUCCUGACGGCUCAUCUCUUCAUAUUCUCGACUACCUUGCAAAAUAUGAAUGGAUCCAGCAAAAUUACUGGGCCACACGAAACGACAUGUCCCCAGAUGAAAUCCCAGAUUUCUCUAAGUUGGGGUUGAAACAAGGUCUUUUGCGUCCAUGGCAGAAGACUGGUGUAAUCAAGCUACUCAAAUCAUGCGAGUCUCCCCUUGGUGACAUGAUUUUGGCCGAUGCAACUGGCCUCAGGAAGUCCUUGACCGCACUCGUGGCAGCUCUCGAAAAGCGCAAGCAGGUGCUUCCUUACUGCGGACCUGUCCUCGUGGCAACCCGCCCAAGUUGCGCCCAUCAAUGGUUUGACGAGAUAGAGACCCAUUUCAGUGAGGAGAGCCAACCUAAAGCAACGAUCGUUGAUAGGCAUGAUGUAGAUAUCGACGUCCUGUUGGAACACGAUGUUCUUAUCUGCACUAGCAGCUUCCUCAAGGCUCGAUACCUUGACAGAAUCAAAUGA
Fusarium sp. VM40 is the source of this 810-nucleotide messenger RNA. The record is from the annotation of a GenBank genome assembly. NCBI's taxonomy places the organism in Eukaryota, Fungi, Ascomycota, Sordariomycetes, Hypocreales, Nectriaceae.